GUACAGAGGCGUGGAUUGGAGCCGAACGCGGCUGUCAGUGACAUUGAAAGUACUCUUCACUGGAGCUGUGAUUCGGAUAGCAGUCUGUCGGAUCCUGUUAAAUCUGAGCUAGAGACACCAAAGGUGCUGCUGGUGUUUGUCUCGGGAUCUUUCAGUCGCGUAGACUCGGUUAACCCGGUGGAGCAGAGGACGCCUCGCUGCUGCUGCUGUCGCUGUCAGUGACAUUGGUCUCGUGGACGUCGUUACUCUGAUAUUAGUGUGUGUUAUGGGUUAUAAAAUGAUGAUUGCAUUUUAUCAAGACUCUGAUUUGAGUUUCCGCGAUCAGUGUAUGUGAUCGGUCACUGAAAAAGCAAAUGCUGGGCAGCUGAUAGGGCUUAUUUGAUCUUCACUAUUUUAUACACGCUCCUACACACAUUGUCAGUGAGAUGUCUCUGGUUUUCCCGCGACCCAAUACCAGUGUGAUCGGCAAGAAGGACAAGCGACUCAUGGCUGAGGUGAACGCCUCCCCGCUCAAACACUUCGUCACCGCCAAGAAGAAGAUCAACGGCAUCUUUGAACAGCUGGGUGCCUACAUCAAAGAGAGUUCAGCCUUUCUAGAAGAAACCUACAGCAAUGAGGAACUGGAUCCUGUCACUACAGAGGAGCAGGUGGCGGAGGUGCGAGGAUACCUGUCCAAAGUGGCAGGGAUCGGGGAGGUCCUGUCCCGCAGACACAUGAAGGUGGUCUUCUUUGGCAGGACAAGUAACGGGAAGAGCUCCGUCAUUAACGCCAUGCUCUGGGACAAAGUGCUGCCGUCUGGAAUCGGACACACCACCAACUGUUUCCUACGAGUGGAAGGCACCGAUGGCAAUGAAGCUUUCCUGCUCACCGAGGGAUCAGAUGAAAGAAAGAGUGUUAAAACGGUGAACCAGUUGGCCCAUGCCUUACAUCAGGAUGAGGAUUUGGACGCAGGCAGUCUGGUGUGUGUCAUGUGGCCGAAAGCGAAGUGUGCGCUGCUGCGUGAUGACCUGGUGCUUGUGGACAGCCCUGGCAUCGAUGUCACAACAGAGUUGGACAGCUGGAUCGACAAAUUCUGCCUUGAUGCUGACGUUUUUGUGCUGGUGGCCAAUUCAGAGUCCACUUUAAUGCAAACAGAAAAGUCAUUCUUUCACAAAGUAAACGAGCGCCUCUCCAGCCCCAAUAUCUUCAUCCUGAACAACCGCUGGGACGCCUCUGCCAAUGAGCCCGAGUACAUGGAAGAGGUGAGACGGCAGCACAUGGACCGCUGCACUAGUUUUUUAGUGGAUGAGCUGCGGGUGGUGGAUCGUGCUCAGGCCAGCGACCGGAUCUUCUUCGUCUCUGCUAAAGAAGCUCUUCAGGCGCGUGUCCAGAAAGCCCAGGGAAUGCCUGAAGCAGGUGGUGCUCUGGCUGAAGGUUUUCAAGCGAGAAUGUUUGAGUUUCAGAACUUUGAAAGACGGUUCGAGGAGUGCAUCUCGCAGUCAGCAGUGAAGACAAAGUUCGAGCAGCACACGAUGAGAGCCAAGCAGAUUUCUGAAGCUCUGCGUCUGAUAAUGGACUCUGUGCACAUUGCAGCUCAAGAGCAAAGGAUUCAUUGUUUAGAGAUGAAAGAGGAGAGGGAGGACAGGCUGGAGUUCAUUGAUAAACAGCUGGAUCUGCUCACUCUGGACUGCAAGAGCAAAAUCAAGAAGAUCACAGAGGAGGUGGAGAAACAGGUGUCUAACGCUAUGGCAGAGGAGAUCCGGAGACUGGCUGUGCUAGUGGACGACUUCCACUUGGACUUUCAUCCUUCACAAGUGGUGUUGAAAGUAUACAAGAACGAGCUCCACAAGCACAUAGAGGACGGUCUCGGCAGGAAUAUGUCUGAGAGAUGCUCCAGUGCAAUAACUGCAGCGCUGCAAACCACACAGACUGAAAUGAUAGAGGGCCUGAAGCCCCUGCUGCCCAUCGGGAUUCGAGAGCAGGUGGAUAAGAUGGUGCCCAGACAGUGCUUCGCCCUCAGCUACGACCUCAACUGUGACAAACUCUGCAGCGACUUCCAGGAAGACAUCGGCUUCCACUUCUCCCUGGGCUGGACCAUGCUGGUCAACCGCUUCCUGGGUCCCAAAAACACACGCCGCGCUCUCAUGGGCUACAAUGACCAGGUUCCCAGGCCUCUGGCCAUCACUCCGGUCAGCACCAGUAUGCCUCCUUUCCCUCAAGGAUCCAUGACCCAGGAAGAACUUAUGGUUUCCAUGGUAACAGGAUUGGCGUCACUAACCUCUCGGACAUCAAUGGGCAUUAUAGUCGUUGGCGGAGUGAUCUGGAAGGCAGUGGGCUGGAGGCUCAUCGCUCUGUCUGUGGGUCUCUAUGGGCUGCUGUAUGUGUAUGAGAGACUCACCUGGACCACAAGGGCCAAAGAGAGAGCUUUUAAAAGACAGUUUGUGGACUACGCCAGCGAGAAACUACAGCUCAUCGUCAGCUACACGGGAUCCAACUGCAGCCAUCAGGUUCAGCAGGAGCUGGCCAGCACCUUCUCUCAGCUCUGUCAGCAGGUGGACGUGACCAGACAGCAGCUGGAGGAUGAAAUUGGGGAUUUGAACAGCAAGAUCGAACAGUUGGACGGCCUGCAGAGUAAAGCCAAGCUGCUCAGGAAUAAAGCCGGCUGGCUGGACAGUGAACUCAACAUGUUUACCCAGCAGUACCUUCAACAGGGUCGAUAGAGAUCCGUCUGAACACUACGAGCUCCACACUGCUGCACUUUUAAUAUCUACUGCAGAUAAUCGAACACCUAGCCAUGCUUUCAGCCAUUUAUUUGAGCGUACCAAAUACUGCUCAUCACAUAUUUCUUUUUUUUUUUUUCUAUCAGUAUUUUGUUUGUUUUUUUGCAUUUGAGACUACGGUGUCGUGCCACUUUGAAGAGAGCUUUCUUUUGUUUUGUACACUUUGUUUCUUUUGUAUUUAAUACAAGGUAAUUAUUUAUUCUUGAGGUAAGAGGUCAUGUGAAGUGCUUGGCCUUUGUGCAGAUUGUGUUGUAUAGAUUCCCAGAGAGAUUUGUUAGUAUGCCACAGCACGUUGCAAAAAGUGAGAUGUCUUGUAAAUGGGCUCUCGCAUGCCUUGUAAUGAAUCUGACUGCGUGCAUCAGCUUAACGUGGGAUUUCCUCUUUGGUCUUUGUCACAGAUGUGACGUUACGUAAGCGGUACGCUGCGUCUCCAUUCCACUCAGUGUGUGUGAGUCAAUCUGAGCAAAUCUAAAUAAUUAUAUUUUUGUCACCCUGUUCCCAAAAUCUUGAUGUGGCGACAUUAAAAAUCUAAUUGUUUUGAAUGAAAUCAGCAAUAUAUUGUAGUGCCUCUUCACCCCCUGCACUGCACCUGCACUGUUUUUCUAAUCAUUUGUUUAGUUUCAACAUGGGACAAAUUAAUAUGCUAUUAUUUAUGUAUGAAUUGGAUAGGAAAAGCAGAUUUAUGUAAACCUGGAUGCCAGUUACGCAUAUAAUUGCAUUAUACGUUUAUUCAUCCACAUCUGAAAUGUAAUCAGACUGUAAAUGUGUGUGAUGCAUUACUAACCUGUUAGUUCCUGCAUAUGUAUGAUCUAGUGUAUGCUAACCCGUUUCGUUUGGAUUAUGACGUGUGCCAAGUGUUCAAGAACGUCGUCGGGAGAAGCUCUUGUGAUGUGCACUUUAUAUUUUGCUGCUUUUUUGCAUUCGUCUCCAGAAGAUCCAUUAGAAAGAGAAAGGUACCUGUCAACAGUAAUGUAUAGAUGAGCAUGCGAACCGUUGUAAUUUAUUGUCAUUCGCUAUUAGUUAGAUGAAAUAAAGUGACACUGUUGAAAAAUGAA
Messenger RNA from Onychostoma macrolepis, 3814 nucleotides. It is a transcript of the gene mfn2, whose product is annotated as mitofusin 2. Gene Ontology annotation, cellular component: mitochondrial outer membrane. Gene Ontology annotation, biological process: mitochondrion localization; mitochondrial fusion. Gene Ontology annotation, molecular function: GTPase activity; GTP binding. The coding region runs from base 426 to 2699 and encodes 757 amino acids. The transcript has 18 exons. Lineage: Eukaryota; Metazoa; Chordata; Actinopteri; Cypriniformes; Cyprinidae. The record is from RefSeq and is a predicted model, not a curated record.